AUGGGAUCGAACAUUCGGUCUACUCAACCUAACUAUUCUGCCCGUAACUGGCGAUUCCGCCUAGGGAUGAACAAGCGCAACACCGUCAGCAUUACUGACUGUUAUGCGCCACCUGCAACAGCAACCGACGGAGAAACGGUUGCAAAGAACAAGCAUUGGUACUACAAGUACGCUGUUCAAGACUGCACCGCAAUCGUCCACGAGGAAAACAGAGUGCUAGACGUCGGUGUGGUGGAUGCGUUUAGACUGCUAGACGUCAGUGUGGUCGAUGCAUUCCGCACUGGAAGCGACCACAGCCUCGUCGGAGCCAAAGUCAGCCUUCGAUCGAAACUCCGAGGACGAGAUCACUCCCAACCUCCUCUAAUACGUCUACCGCAGUACGACGCAAGUGCCAUGGAGGUGGCUGCUGCUCAGUACACGAAGCAGCAGGGCCAGGACUUGUCAAAAGAUUUCUGCUUGCUUGUAAAAGGACUUCUACACUGCGCGACGAUACCCGGUGAAAAGGAUGACCAAACGAUUUACGAAAGAACGAAAGAUUUGGUUCAAAAAGCUAUGAGUUCCGGCGUGCCGAUUCUGAAUAACAGUCCUGUAAAUCAACCACAGUUCCAUGCUUGUGAUGCAGUCACUCAAGAAGAUAAUAGGAUUGCAGCGACAAAAAGCAGUGGGGAAGAAGUAGUGAAUGAGGCGAUGAGAACAUCCCAUAAGCCGAGCUGUUGCAAUCGAGUUCAACUAGACAGCCGUACUGAAAUUGAGCCGAAUACUGAUACAAUAACAGAUUCCCUGCGUUCGAACUUUUCUGUGGAAGAAUCUGUGCUGGUUACAAAAUCGCUAUAUGAUUCAGCUGAACCCUUCAAUGCUACAAUCUCGGAGCCUGCGCCUAUAUUCCCAAAAUCCGGAGCUGAUGCACGACGAACAUCCCUAGAUGCAGCAAAUGUAUCGAUUGAAAGUGUUCCUGUCGUGCUUAUUAUCGGGGCUCCUGGAGCCAGCAGAGCCGAAAUAGCCAAAAGGAUUGUUCAGAAAUUUUAUGGAUUCAUACUGCUUUCUAUGGGAGAUUUGCUGAGAUCCAACAUAGCAGCUCAAGUCGGCGAUAAACUGUGGCGGAGUGUAGCACGCCAAGUCGAGCGAGGGGAGCAAGUACCGCUGCAAAAUCUACCGUUAUUCGUCCUGUUGUUCACAUACAUCUUAAUAGCAUAUGAGUAG
Molecule: messenger RNA, 1200 nt
Organism: Haemonchus placei
Lineage: Eukaryota; Metazoa; Nematoda; Chromadorea; Rhabditida; Trichostrongylidae
Source: the annotation of a GenBank genome assembly